Molecule: messenger RNA, 516 nt
Organism: Naegleria gruberi
Lineage: Eukaryota; Heterolobosea; Eutetramitea; Acrasida; Naegleriidae
Exons: 1
Coding region: 1-516 (171 amino acids)
Source: RefSeq, a predicted model, not a curated record
AUGUCUUCAUCAUCUGAUAACAACAGUAGUAGUGAAUCAUCAACAACAACUUCGGAGAUUGAAUCAUCCUCGUCUUCAUCUUUAUCAACAACUACAUCAACAACAACUGAUAAUAAUAAACAAAUAUAUAGAACAUGGAUUAAAAAACAACAAGUACCAUUAGGAUGUUCAAUAUUACAAUUAUUUGUUAAAGAGAAUGAUAUAAUAGAAAUUAAUCAACCAUUAUUUGAAUAUAAAGUAUAUAAUGUAAAUCAUAAUGGUGUUAUUGGUGAUAGAGUUGGUGUAUUCUUAGCAAGUAUUUAUAAAAAUUUAAAGAAUAAUUCAUUGUGCAAGGCUAAAAUUGUUAAAAUUUUAAUGUCUAAUCAGUCUGAUUUAAUUUCACAAACAAAUCCAUAUCAUAUUACACAAGAAAAUCAAAGAAUUGUUUUACAUAUUCAAUAUAUUGAUACAAGUGUUAAAGAAGAAAUUACAAAUCAAGAUUUUGAACCACAAGUGCCAACUUAUACUUUAUUAUAA